Molecule: messenger RNA, 3827 nt
Organism: Dothidotthia symphoricarpi CBS 119687
Lineage: Eukaryota; Fungi; Ascomycota; Dothideomycetes; Pleosporales; Dothidotthiaceae
Exons: 6
Coding region: 372-3728 (1118 amino acids)
Biological process (GO): regulation of DNA-templated transcription
Molecular function (GO): zinc ion binding; DNA-binding transcription factor activity, RNA polymerase II-specific
Source: RefSeq, a predicted model, not a curated record
AAUCCUACCAUAGGGACUUCGUGCUCCAGGCUAGGUUUUCCUCGCGCGGCUUGAGCAAAGCUCCCGUCCUGCAUCCCACUCUGGCCUCCGAGCUCUGCCCUGCGACGCUCCCAAACGCUGCUCUCACCUCCCAGGCGAUGACGCGGAUUGGGCUGUCUUCCGCAAAUCCCUCCCAGCCAACCACCUGCUAACGCACUGGUGAAUUGGACCCCUUCUGUCCUUGCGACUGCCGAGGCCGCCCUCUGCACCAGCUGCCCCCCGCGACCUGGCUAUCGCCGUUUGACGGCGACCCUCGUACGUAGUAGCUCCAGUGCUCUUGUCAUACCUAGUAGCCGCAUGGUCUGAGCAAAUCCUGUCUACCACAUGUGAGCAUGGCCGAUCCGGACGCGCCUGCCCAGAAAAGGCCUCGUUUGGACUCGGGCAACCCAGUGUAUAACGGCCACGGCCGACCACCCCCUCCGCCGCCUCACACCCAACAACCUUCUCGUCAUCCGUCACACCCCAUCCCGGUCCAGGCCUCUUCUCCCCCUCCAUCCCGUUACUACCCACCACACAGCCUGCCGCCUCCAUCUCAGCCAUACGCUCCUCAGCCCCAACCAUAUCCAGGACCACUACCUUCACCGUCGCUGCCGCCCACUGACAUCCGUCUCUUCUCCGACCCAAGGAACAUUCCCUCGCCUGGCCAUCGCCCUCAUGGCGUCGCCGGCCAGCUUCCGGUAACAGUUUCACAAGACAGCAUCUCCACCUACCGUGCGCCACCGACUCCACAGUCUACCGCACCACCGGAACCCCAGAGCUCCAGGUCUACCAGUAUCAGCGUCGACGUCAGGUCCCAGCUUCCACCUCACGGUAUGGAGAAUGGCGGGCAUCAAAGCCCUUGGCAGAUGACCCCAGAUCAUCGACCCAACGGCAUGUCCAAUGGCUACGGCCAUACCAUCAGUCCGCCAAAUUCUAACGAGUCUGCCUUUCACCCACCACCUGGCCCGCCGUACAGUCAGCCUGUUGGCGCUUACACGCCUGGUUCUUACAUGAGCCAGUACUCAAGCGCAGCACAACAAGUGAGGCGCAAACAGGUUCGCGCCACACAGGCAUGUAAUCAUUGCCGUGCACGCAAACAAAAAUGCGACGAAGCCAGGCCUUGCCAGUUCUGCAGAGAGAACAACUUCGACUGUCAAUACAAAGAUGUCCCGCCACCAAAACAAGAUAGAAGCAUGAUGCAGCUCCAGGAUAGCGUCAACUCUAUCACUGACGUUCUGAAAGAUUUUGUGGGUGAAUUUAGCACGUGGAGACAAAGUGUCGAGAGUAGACUCCCGCCAGCGCGAGGUCUCGAACUGACAUCAAAUCAUGCCUCGCCGGAAGCAACUUUCUCUGCUCCUUUGAAAGAUCACAGCGCAUCGACUUGGCCCACACCGAUCCAAGGACGAGGCCAGAAUCUUCGAGUUAGCAGCAUGAAAAUGGAAUCUCCUGUUGUCCCGUACUCAACUAUGUCGCCUGGUGCCGGCCAAGUUUCGACCCCAGGUAGGCAUGAAACUAUGCUCGCUCCCCCACAACAGCCAGCAACUCCGGCCGAUAGCGUAAGGAGCGAUCGUAGUCGCGUCGCAGAAGGAGUUUCGAAAGAGAAAAGUGGUCUACAAAGUGAUCACACAACGCCUGCACAUAAGCUACUCGAGGAAUGGCCAUCUAUGAACGCCUUCUACAGAAAUGUGGACUAUCUCAAUCGCCUGGUCGAAAAUGGCCAUGAGGUAUCGGAUUAUCCUAUGCAACUCGAACAGAAUCGUGGUCUCAUCCGUGUCUGGGGUGUUGGGGAGGGUCAAGACUUGAACGAUGGUGCGCAAGGCCCCGGUAGCCCAGAAAGCAACGAGUCCGAUGCGCCUUCGCCAGCACCUGGUAGAGAAGGCUUAUGGGGCCACCCGCCUAUCGACCACUCUAGCCCAGCUACCGCUAAUGGCGAUACACCUCGCGAUCAUCCAGGAUACGAUGGUGGGCUCGGACCAGAUGGAAGACCCAAUUUCCACUCACGCACACUGUGGGAAUUGCAUGACUCAUAUAUCACGAACAUGCAUAACUUGCAUCCAUUUCUGAAUCCUAGCAAACUACGAAGGAUGAUCCGAGAAUUCAGCGAGCAGUACAGUCCUGAUGUAAAAGCGGCGAACACCUCUUCACCUGCUACUCAUCAACUGAAUCCAGGCAUCAAGAGGAAGCGGUCGGUUAGUGCGUUCAAUGAGCCUUAUCUGGCUAAAGGCGCAAUCGAGCGCUCCCUUCGCAACGCCAUCGUUUUGUUAGUUCUUGCGCUUGGAAAGGUUUGCGCGUACAAUGAGAAGCUACCUGCACCUCAAAGCGACAAGACACCUUCUGCCAAUGGUUCGUGGGGAUACACCCGGGAUCCCCAGUAUUCCAAUGCCAGUUUCACAAGUGACAUUUCCGAUGAUAGCCGGCCACGCAACAUCGACACCUUGCCUGGUAUGGCGUACUUUGCUUACGCCACUGACAUUCUCGGCAACCAACAAGGAGGCAACACGGUAGCGCAUGCGCAAGCCAUGAUUCUUGCCGCUCUGUAUUUGAGCCAGUAUGCUAGGGUUUUGGAGAGUUGGAGCUGGAUCAACAAUGCCUGUCGCAUCACUCUGGUUCUCAUCAAAGCCGACUAUCACAAGCUUCACCGCGAUUUCCAUUUUGGCCCAGACAGUGACCAAAACAAACGGUCGUUGUCUCCCAAAGAGCGGUAUAGACUGAACUUGGUCAUGUGUGUUUACUGGACCUGCCUGCAACUAGAAUCGGAUAUCCUGGCUGAGAUGAGUACUCUUCCAACUAGUGGCAUCUCUAGACAUCAGAGUGAUAUCAUGUAUCCGGAAGGCGUUUACGAGAAUGUCCCUGUUGAGAAUGGUGACUCUAGGGAUGGCAGACAAGAGGAGGACCGUCGGGAAAGCGGGCGCACUGACGAUCCAAUGCUCAUGUACUCAAGUCAGAUCUGGCUUCGUGUUAUCCUGAACGAGGCCCAUAACGCUUUGUACGGGGCUGGCGGCCGCAAGGGCUUCGACACCACCAACAUCAAUGAGGUCACCGAACACGCAAAGAGCCAUGUUAACGUUCUGGAGAGUUGGCGACGAGUGCUACCACCUACUUUGGCCUGGUCAGACGACGAUCCUCCGGCCACAGAUCUCAACAUCGCGCGUCUUCGAGCCAAGUACUAUGGAGGACUCUACAUGAUUCUGCGACCCUACCUACGAAUUGCAAACCACACUAUCGAACUUCCUCCUGCCAGCAUGUCCUGGUCUUCUCAGCAAAACUCGCCGGCACCAGAUUCCGUUGCUACCCCUACCAGCAGGGGCAUGCAUUUGGUGGAGUUAACAGAGAGUCAACGAAAAAUCAUAGCAGUCGCCGCUCAGUGUAUCGACUGUGCUUUCCGGAGUACUAUCGCCUUCGACCGCAUCGGCGCCGCCCCCGAAAGCCCGUACCAUGGCUUCAAGAGUACGCGCCAACGCAGACUUGUGGUGACAAAUAUUUUCGGCACUCUUCACGCACAAUUCGGAAAUAUGCUUGUUCUCGCUGCCGUCUACAAGUCAAAUCUUCACAAGUACCUGCCGAACCAAGCACAGCUCACAAAGGCCAACCUCACCGCCCUCCUCGCACGGACGAUCGAUAUCCUCUCCGAAGUUGAGCCGAACUCACCGAUCCUAAAGAUGGACUUGGAGAUUCUAUCCAACGUCCGACGUCAACACAACCUCUACUAAGAGGUUGGUUUAGCUUGGAAGUCUCACCGCAUCCUCUGAUCUUUGCAUCGCCCAUCCGUCACGGCUAUUCGCGCAUCGCAACCUGUUUUUCAUAUAUCC